UACUGUCACAACAGAUGAACAUGCGGAAAGAAAAAAAAAGAGCGAACCUUUAUCAGUCGCUUUCGUUAAUUCAAAGCUUUAACGUAGAAGAAGCUGAUUUAAAUCCCAAAUUCAUUUCAACGUAGAAGCUUCUACAGAUUCGAUUAGGGUGAUUUUGUUUUGGUUUUGGUUUUUGGUAAAGCUUCUCCGUCACUUGCUCGGUGAUUGAAACUAAAUCGAUUGUGAUUGUGAGGUUAGAGAAGGAAUUAUGGCUCAAGCCGUAGAAGAAUGGUACAAGCAGAUGCCGAUUAUAACCCGGUCGUAUCUCACGGCGGCUGUAGUCACCACCGUCGGAUGUUCGCUCGAGAUUAUAUCUCCUUAUAAUCUCUACCUAAAUCCUACCCUUGUGGUGAAGCAAUACCAGUUCUGGCGUCUUGUUACAAAUUUCCUUUAUUUCCGAAAGAUGGAUUUGGACUUUUUGUUCCAUAUGUUUUUUCUAGCUCGAUACUGCAAAUUGCUCGAAGAAAACUCCUUUAGGGGAAAGACUGCGGAUUUCCUUUACAUGCUCUUAUUCGGGGCAACUGUUCUAACUGGUAUUGUUCUCAUCGGCGGGAUGAUACCUUAUUUGUCUGUGUCAUUCUCCAAAAUCAUCUUCCUCAGCAAUUCAUUGACUUUCAUGAUGGUCUAUGUAUGGAGUAAACAAAAUCCUUACAUCCACAUGAGUUUCCUUGGCCUGUUCACUUUCACAGCAGCGUAUUUACCAUGGGUACUUCUUGGAUUCUCUAUCCUUGUUGGUGCAAGUGCAUGGGGUGAUUUUCUGGGGAUGAUAGCGGGUCACGCAUACUACUUCUUAGCGUUUGUGUAUCCUCGAAUGACGGAUCGACGUCCCUUGAAGACUCCAUCUUUCCUCAAAGCCCUAUUUGCUGAUGAGCCAGUCGUGAUUGCACGGCCAGAAGAUGUGAGGUUUGCUCAUGCGCCUUUUGAUGAAAUCCACCAAGACUGAAUCUUGAUCCUCCACAAAGCACCAGCCACACUCACAGUUGCAGUGCAUUCAGAUAAUGUUAAAAGGGCAUCCAUCGACUCUUGACCUUUAUAGUUGUGGAUAAUGUGGAAGUGAGAUGGUGUUGGGUCUGAUUUUUUCCCUUGUUUUCUGUUUGAUUUUCUUGUCCGAUACAGCUUGACUCCUUGUGCAUAUGAACUCAAAUUGUGUACAAAGUCUUCAAUGUUCUAGUUUAUAGUUCAGUCAAUAGAUCA
This is a messenger RNA of Arabidopsis lyrata subsp. lyrata, 1233 nucleotides long. Its product is annotated as derlin-2.1. Gene Ontology annotation, molecular function: misfolded protein binding; ubiquitin-specific protease binding. The coding region runs from base 248 to 982 and encodes 244 amino acids. Gene Ontology annotation, cellular component: Hrd1p ubiquitin ligase ERAD-L complex; endoplasmic reticulum membrane. The record is from RefSeq and is a predicted model, not a curated record. Gene Ontology annotation, biological process: endoplasmic reticulum unfolded protein response. Lineage: Eukaryota; Viridiplantae; Streptophyta; Magnoliopsida; Brassicales; Brassicaceae. The transcript has 6 exons.